AUGUUUUGUCGAACGACAUAUCCAUCUGCUGCACCUCAAGCAUUUGUCACAACAUCCGCCAUCCGUCAAUCUCCCCCUCACUGGAGUCCCCCUUUUCCUGGCUUGUCUCCUUCCCUUUGGUCACUGCGUCCCGGCCGGGACGCCUCACCCGAUCUCUCGACGGCUUCUUGCAUCCAAGACCAUAGAUCAUCAAGCAACGUUGUACGGCCUCUGCUGUGCUGCGAAAGCCACAGCACGGCCAGUCCAAUACCGGCCAGCGCCUUCCUCAGCACAUGCGCAGCUUCUGAGCGCAAGACGUCCACCGCUCCGUUAGUCUACCACCUUGCGGUGUACCAACUCUACACACUAGCAUCCACAACUGCAACUUCUGCAUGCCCCAAGCCCGAGAUUGGCGAGAUCAUCGCUCGCCAUGAUGACGCUGCGUGGGUUUCCGCUUUCUGGCAGGAAAUGAAGUAA
Messenger RNA from Colletotrichum paranaense, 456 nucleotides. RefSeq lists its product as uncharacterized. The record is from RefSeq and is a predicted model, not a curated record. The coding region runs from base 1 to 456 and encodes 151 amino acids. NCBI's taxonomy places the organism in Eukaryota, Fungi, Ascomycota, Sordariomycetes, Glomerellales, Glomerellaceae. The transcript has a single exon.